Messenger RNA from Actinia tenebrosa (Australian red waratah sea anemone), 2447 nucleotides. RefSeq names its product monocarboxylate transporter 10. The record is from RefSeq and is a predicted model, not a curated record. Gene Ontology annotation, biological process: transmembrane transport. Gene Ontology annotation, molecular function: transmembrane transporter activity. Lineage: Eukaryota; Metazoa; Cnidaria; Anthozoa; Actiniaria; Actiniidae.
CCGACCCGACUCAAAGAAAGCAUCGCUCUAAUUUUUAAACCUUUACUUAAAACACACCCAAAAUUUUAUCAAAAAAUCUACAUUUGGAGUUAUCUUUAUAAUCAGGCCAAUGCAGAGGUCAAAACAAACUUUAAACGAAGAAAACUCGACUAAAUCUGUUAGAAAGCAUUGUGUAGUUACUAAUGGAUCAACUAUUCCUGACGGGGGAUAUGGCUGGAUCGUAUGUUGUGCAGGAUUUGUUGUACAAUUCGUAAUYCUUGGAAUUCACAAUUCCUUUGGAAUAUUAUUCACGCAUUUAAUGAUGGAACUAAAGUCAGAAGCUUCGGACACAGCAUGGAUCGGCUCCAUCGCGUUUGGUAUGAACUUUCUUUGCGGUCCCCUGAUCAGCGGUCUUGCCCUUCGCUACAGCUGUCGUUUAGUUGGAGCAGUAGGCGGAGUCAUAUCAGCCCUGGGACUUCUAUUGACGUCAUUCUCGAACAGCAUUUACGUCAUCUAUGUGACGUAUAGUCUUAUAUGGGGACUGGGCUCUAGUAUGAACUAUGGACCGACAAUGAUGAUCCUAAGUCAAUACUUUCACAGACAUUUAUCAACAGCCAAUGGGAUCGUCACAGCAGGCAGCGGUCUAGGAACCCUUGCCAUUGGUCCGUUAUACCAACUUAUAAUCACAAGAUACGGAUGGAGAGUGUUACUGCGGAUUCUAAGUGGCUCGACAGUACUCUUAUUUAUAUCCUCUCUUCUUUAUCGCCCUGCGACGUCACCCCACAAGGAAAUACCCAAAGAACACGACGAACCGAGAAAGUUUAUAGACUUGAGCGUGUGGAAGGAUAAAGCGUUUGUUUUCUGGGUCGUGUCUAUGUCGUUCUUGUUUGUAGGAUAUUUCGUUCCUUUCAUUCAUUUGCCAAAUCAUGCAAUCAACCUGAACAUCGAGCCGAACCUUGCCGCGUUACUCAUCGGAUACUUAUCGAUUUCGUCGACARUCUCCCGAGUUUUGUUCGGGAUUUUUCUUAAUCACCCGAGAAUAAAUCGAUUCUAUGUUUUGCAGAUUUGUUUUCUCAUGAUGGCGGUUACCACAACCUUGUGUCCGCUGGCCAAGACRUACGAGGGGCUCAUCCUGUACGUCGUGGCCUUUGGAUCCUUCGACGGCUGUUUCGUUCUUCUUAUUGCUGUGUCAACCGCUGACAUCGUGGGCCCAACAAAAGUAGUUCAAGCUUUGGGAAACCUGUAUGGGAUUAUUGCAAUUCCAAUGAUAUUUGGACCCCCUCUAGCAGGUAUAAUCUUUGAAAUGUCAGGGUCAUACGAGAACGCAUUCUUCGUAGCCGGCGGUGCUAUGGCAACCGGCACGUGCACACUGUUCUUCAUACCCAUGUGCAUAAAUCCACCUGAGCCCGUGGAAAUUCAACCCAGCGGUCUAUGCCAAUCAUCUGCAUCUUCUUCAUCMACUGACUUCGAAAGUAAGAACCAAYCAAGUGACGCAUGCGCAGAWGUAAUUCCUAAACCUUCGGAURYCGAACGAUCUAUUUUGAGAUACGAAACUAAACGUUUUUCUCAAAAUGAAAGCACGUGGACACUUUCUGAUUACGUGAUUGGUAGAUUUGGUGACGUGUUUGGAUUGGAAGCCAUCGUUGAAUCAAUGGAUAGAGAGUCGUUCGUAUAGAAGACUAGUAACGAGUGAUGAUUGCCUGCAGAAGACUGGUAAUGAUGUUCAAAACUGGUAAUAAUUUAUGGUCGUAUAAGACUGGUAACGAGCUGCGGCCGUAAAAAACUGGUAACCAGUAGAUCAGAUCGAAUAUCUGUCAUUGCACUGGCCCAAAUCUUUGUCGAAAAACCCGAGACGACAUUUUCCGAAAUAUGACGUUUUAGGAACCGAAUCAAAUUUGUUAUAAUUUUAGAAAACAAAAAGGACUGGGCAUUAGUUUAUUAAUGAAACGCUUAGGGACUGGUAACUACARACCAAAAGUUGGAUUCCGAUUCUGAGAUGUGAAGAUCGCUGUCAAAAGUAUCGCGGGCGGGCAUGAGAGUGAGGCAAUUUUGAAAAAGGAUUUGUUUGUUUACAUUUUUGACCAAUAUUGCCUCGUAUUUGUGCCUGCCCGCGAUASUUUGUAGACAGCUGAUUGCUCAAAUAUAUGCAUGCGCACUACGGAUAAACUGCAUGGCUUUGGCUAACUUGUUUCUAACAAAGAUAAUGCUAGAUUCCAAGGGAAAAAUGGUACUUUUCACAACUAUGAGUGUAAAUUUUUCCCAUUUGAGACCUUUUGCGCCCUUGGCAAUGGUCUCUUUGUUUGCUAAGAACGCUCGCGCAGGAACAUGGAUCAAGUUAGGGCUACGUUGCAUGGGGUUUUCCAUAGGGGGAGAGGGUUCGGAGAAUGGCUGAUGGGUGUAUUGUCAAUAUAGGAAUGAGGUCUUUGCCGCGGACGUCGAGCGCUUAAUACACGAGAUUUGGGCAACCA